AUGCAGUACGAGCCUCUCGACAAGACAAAGAACGAGAUUCGUGUUCUCGAGUUUCUUGAUCUUUCCAGUCCAGUCUCAACUGAAGACAUCAUCCAAUGCUCUAUCAGGAACGUAUCACUACCGAGCUCUUUUGACUCCCAAAUGUAUCAGGAAGACCAACAAGACCAACAAGACCGGGAAUUUCCGACAGCGUGGGAUAAAUUCACCAAGUCCGUAGAUCUGCGAGACUCAACCCUCGAGCAAAGGACACUUGAUGCGGCCACGCAUGCUCGCUUGCAUCGGAGUCUCCCUCAAUGCAGCGACUCUCGUUACAACUGGGGAGAUUUUGAGGCACUGUCAUACACAUGGGGUAAUACAGGCGACACAAAGACUAUCCAAAUAAAUGAUGUUCGUAAAGACGUCCCACGCAAUCUCGAAGAAGCCUUGAGAGCGUUACGAGGUCUGGAAGAGACCCUUUCUGGUAUGCGCUACUGGAUAGAUGCAUUGUGCAUCGACCAGGACAAUAUCGAAGAGCGGAAUGAACAGGUCAAGCGCAUGAAAGAGAUAUACGGUCGAGCUAGAGCUGUGAUAGUCUGGCUGGGUCGAGAGGAGGAAAUGGAUAGUAUCACAGUUCAGAGAAUGCACAGUCUUCUUGUGGGAGAGACUAUAAAGCCGGUUCAAUCCGAAUGGCCCGCCCUUGCCGCUUUUGUACAAAAGCCAUAUUGGAGCCGGUGCUGGAUCAUGCAGGAGCUCGCAAUGAACCACAAUUCGACUCUUUUUUUGUGCGGGGAGUUUAAGCUGACGAGGAGAAUCAUAUUCAAUGGCGUCCCGUGGAAUUUAAUUAGAUACCGUCCCCUUGAGGAUAGCGACGAUCGAUCCGACCACAAGUUGCAGGCCGGUGCGCAAUACAUGGCUCUCCACAUGCUGAAUCUCCUUGGGCUUACCUCUCAGACCGAUAUUGAAUUCAAGUGCACCUCUAUAUUGGAUCUUGUCCGCCGAGCCGACGCAACUGAUGCGAGGGAUAAGAUUUACAGCAUACUCGGCCUGUUGGAUCCGGCUAUCUCCACAGGUGUCACACCGAACUACUUGCUUUCAGUGCAGCAAGUCUAUACGAACUUUAUGAAGUCUGUCAUCAAUGCAUCGAAAAAACUAGACCAUGUCGUCACUAGAGAUAUCUCAGCUGAACAAGGGUGGCCCUCAUGGGUACCUGACUUGAGGAAGCCAUAUCAACGCCACUACCUCAAACAUUCCCCAUACCACCUAGCGAGCAGAAACAUACCUGCUAGAUUCAGGUUUAUCGAGGAACAAAAGGGUCGUACCUAUCUUGCAUGCAGUGGAUUCCAAGUCGAUACAGUCGAUGGUAUCGCAGCCGAGCCGACUCUGGAUUCUCAUGCUACGCAACCAGAGGUCAAACACGCCCAGCAAUCGAACGCACCUUGA
Alternaria conjuncta is the source of this 1419-nucleotide messenger RNA. RefSeq lists its product as uncharacterized. The transcript is spliced from 2 exons. NCBI's taxonomy places the organism in Eukaryota, Fungi, Ascomycota, Dothideomycetes, Pleosporales, Pleosporaceae. The record is from RefSeq and is a predicted model, not a curated record. Bases 1 to 1419 code for a protein of 472 amino acids.